AGUUUGCUGACUCGUUAGUUUCUCAAGUUCGGCUGUGUGCUCAACAUUACAAAAUAAUAAAACCUCUCAUAAAUAUAGAGUCAAGAAGAAAAUUUGGUUUUCCUUUAAAAAAAAAGAAUUAAAAAAAAAAUCGAUUUUUUGUUUUUGGUUUUUUUAAAAAAAGGGAUUUUUCAUUCCUGACAAUUAUGAAGUCAGUAAUUGUGUUAUUAUUGGUGGUAUCGAUGGUAUUUGCCGAUACAAAAUACAGCUCAAAAUAUGACAAUGUGGAUGUCGACAGAAUUCUUCAAAAUAAUCGAAUUCUCUCGAGUUACAUUAAAUGUAUAUUAGAAACUGGAACUUGUACACCGGAGGGUCGUGAACUCAAAAGAACACUACCGGACGCUUUGAUCACAAGUUGCCUGAAAUGUAACGAAAAACAAAAAACAACCGCUGAAAAAGUAAUUAAACAUCUUAAAACGCACAGACCAAGUGAUUGGAACAGUCUUCUUGCAAAAUACGAUCCCAAGGGUCAAUACAGAAAGAAUUACGAACAACAUAAGUCCACGCAAGCCUAAAACUUUGGAAAUUUUGCAAACAACAAAAAAAUACUCUUUUUUUCACAACAAAAAAAUUUCGUUUUUUAUUUAAAAAACAAACAAAAACCUGAUUUAAAAAUGAAAUAAUAAUACUUAUGUAUCAGA
Leptopilina heterotoma is the source of this 680-nucleotide messenger RNA. RefSeq names its product ejaculatory bulb-specific protein 3-like. The record is from RefSeq and is a predicted model, not a curated record. Lineage: Eukaryota; Metazoa; Arthropoda; Insecta; Hymenoptera; Figitidae. The transcript has 2 exons. Bases 186 to 554 code for a protein of 122 amino acids.